This is a messenger RNA of Plasmodium gallinaceum, 4062 nucleotides long. RefSeq names its product serine/threonine protein kinase, putative (gene SRPK1). Gene Ontology annotation, biological process: spliceosomal complex assembly; regulation of mRNA processing; protein phosphorylation. The coding region runs from base 1 to 4062 and encodes 1353 amino acids. Gene Ontology annotation, molecular function: protein kinase activity; ATP binding. The transcript has a single exon. The record is from RefSeq and is a predicted model, not a curated record. Lineage: Eukaryota; Apicomplexa; Aconoidasida; Haemosporida; Plasmodiidae.
AUGAGCUUUAGUAAUUCAAGAUCUCCUUCUAAUAAUAAUAGUAGUCAAGAUGCCACAUCUGGUAAGUUACAAUACACUGAAAGUGAUGAUGAAGGUAGUGAAGAAUAUUGUAAAGGUGGUUAUCACCCAGUAAAAAUAAAUGAAAUAUAUAAUGAAAGGUAUAGAAUAGAAGGAAAAUUAGGGUGGGGUCAUUUUUCAACAGUUUGGGUUGCAACUGAUUUAAAAAGUAAACCAUUAAAGUUUGUCGCUAUAAAAAUUCAAAAAGGAUCUGAAACAUACACAGAAUCAGCAAAAUGUGAAAUAAAUUACCUAAAAACAGUUAAAGUAAAUUCUUUUGAUUCUUCAUGGGUAGAAUUAAAAGAGCAACAAAGAGAAAAAUUAUUGCAUUAUAAUAUGACUAAAGGUGUUGUUUCGCUUAUUGAUCAUUUUGAGCAUAAGGGCCCUAAUGGUACUCAUAUAUGUAUGGUUUUUGAAUUUAUGGGGCCUAAUUUAUUAUCCUUAAUAAAGCAUUAUGAUUAUAAAGGGAUUCCAUUAAAUUUAGUUAGAAAAAUUGCUACUCAUGUUUUAAUAGGGUUGCAAUAUUUGCAUGAUGUAUGUAAAAUAAUACAUAGCGAUAUAAAACCAGAAAAUGUUUUGGUAUCACCUUUAUCCAAUAUUCCUAAACCAAAAGAUUACAGUAAAGACAAAUUAAUAAAAAUAAACGAAAAUGAAGAAAAUAAAGAAACAAAAAGUGAAAUAAAAGAAAAUAAAUUAAUUGCAAAAGAUGGUAUAGAAAAAUGUGAAAUUGAACAAGAGCAAGAACAAGAACAAGAACAAGAAAAUGAAAUAGAAAAAGAAAUAAAUAAAAAUGAAUGGGAUCUCAUUGAUUGGAACAAAUUAAGUAAAAAUGAAAAAAAAAAAUUAAAAAAAAAAAAAAAAAAUUUUCUCAAAAGAGAGAGAUUAAAACAGGAAUUAUUAGAUAAAAAUAGAGAAAUGAAUCAACCAACUACAAAUACGUCUUCAGAUAAGCUAAACAAUAACGAAAAAAAUAUUAUACAUUUAAAUAAUGUUAACAAAAAUGAUGAUAAUCAAUUUAAAAAAGAAGAUAUAGAAAAAUUAAAUAAUAAUCAAUUAAAUGAAAAUGAACAUUCAAAGAAAACAGUAGAAAAUUACUGUAAGAAUACAUAUAACAAAAAUCAUAUGAACGUAACUUCUGACAUAAAUAUCAAAUGUAAUUCUAAUAAAAGUAACGUUAUAGAAUCAUUUAAUGAUAAUAAUAUUUACUCAUCUAGUAUAAUUCAUAAUAAUGCUAUUAAAAAUGAAAAAAUUGAAAAAUCUGAAUAUGUAGAAGAUAAAUAUGAUAAUUUGAAUAAUGCAAUUUUAGAUCAAAGUACUCCAUGUAAUCAAGAAAUGAAAAAAUAUACGAAGGAACACAUAUUACUUGAAGAUAAAGAAAAAAAUUUAAAUAAUAAAAUUGAUGAACAAAGUUUAAAUAAAUAUAAAAUUUUUAACGAACCCCCCUAUAUAAAACAUAUGCUUAAGCCUUCUAAUUCAGAUCCUUCCCUACUUACUUCUUAUAAUAAUGUACAUGCGUUACAGGAAGCAUUAACAAAAAAGCCAUACCACUUUAAUAACUACUUUUUAUAUAACCCAGAGAAAUAUGGAGAUAAUAAAAUGUCCCUUUUUUUACAUAGAUUACCAAAUGAUUAUUUGAAAAAAAAUGCUAUAAAUGAUGAUGUAGAAGGUUUACAAAAUAGCGAAAGUGAUAUUUGUGAUGAUGAAGAACUCCUAGAAAAUGAUAUUAAUAAAUUUCCCCUUUAUUGCGAUAUGUUUAAUCACUUAAUUCACCCAGAAGCUUUAAAACUUCAUGAAUUAUAUAAAAAAAACAAAAAAAAUAAAAUAUCAGAAUAUCCAGUAAAUGCAGUAGAUAGUAACGAAAAUACUCAUAAAGUUGUUUAUAUAAAAACAGAAGAUGGGGACUAUUGCAUUAGACCCUAUGAUCCUUCCGUUUAUUGUCACGAAAAAUCUUGUUAUAAAAUAUGCGAUUUAGGAAAUAGCUUAUGGAUAGAUGAAUCAAGGUUUGCUGAAAUUCAAACAAGACAAUAUAGAGCUCCUGAAGUUAUACUAAAAAGUGGAUUUAAUGAAACAGCCGAUAUAUGGUCUUUUGCAUGUAUGAUUUUUGAAUUGGUAACUGGAGAUUUUUUGUUUAAUCCCCAAAAGACAGAUAGAUAUGAUAAAAACGAAGAGCACCUAAGUUUUAUAAUUGAAGUUCUAGGAAAUAUACCAAAACAUAUGAUUGAUUCAGGAUUUAAUUCCCAUAAAUAUUUUAAUAAAGACACAUAUAAACUUAAAAACAUUACAAAUAUCAAGAGAUAUGGAUUACAUAAAAUAUUGAAAUGUAAGUAUAGAAUUCCAGAGAAAGAAAUUAAUCCUCUAUGUAGCUUUUUACUACCUAUGCUUUCCAUUGAUCCUCAAACAAGGCCGUCAGCAUCAACCAUGCUUCAACAUCCGUGGCUUAAUAUGGUAGCGUUAGAGGAUGAUGAAAUAUAUAUUAAAAAUAGUUCACCUUCUUUUAAUAACAUUUAUAUAAAAAAUAAUUUAAAUUAUGAUAUUUAUGAAAGUUCCAACAAAAGUAUAAAUUCUUCAAAUAAUCAAAAUAUUCAUGAAGAUUUUAGAGAUUUUAAUAAUAGUACUUUUGUACAUUUAGAACAAGAAUCACGUAAAGGUGAAGAUUAUGAUAGUGAAUAUGAAUAUCCUUUUUUUUAUCAAAAAAGUUAUAAUUACGAUGCAAGUGAAUUAUCCAAAGUAAAUUAUGAUACUAAGUAUGCCAAAAAUGUAAAAAAGAAAUUGACUAUCAAAUCAAAAAAUAAAAAAGAAAAUUAUUCAAAAUUAAGAGAUAGUUCGAUUAAUACAGAUGAUUAUAUAUUAAACUCAGAAUAUAUCUCAAAUGCUAUUGAUCAUAAUUCAUACAACAAACUUUUAAAAAAUACUGCACCUUAUAAAAAAGAUAAAAUAAAAGAUUAUAAAAGAAUAAAUAUACAUAAUGAAACAAUGCAGAAUGAAGAAAAUAAUUAUAGACACUAUUAUGAACAAGGAGAUGGAUGCAAACGUGAAGAAUAUGCUGAUAAAAGCGAAAACGUAAAACAAAAGGAAGAAGAUGAAGAUGAAGACGAAGAGGACGGAGAAGAGGAUGACGAAGAAGAGGAAGAAGAAGAAGAGGAUGAAGAAGAAGAGGAUGAAGAAGAGGAAGAAGAAGAAGGAGAUGAAGAGGAGGAAGAAGAGGAAGAGGACGAGGAAGAAGAAGAAGAAGAAGAAGAAGAAGAAGAAGAAGAAGAGGAAGAAGAAGAGGAAGAGGAAGAUGAAAACGAAUAUCAGGAUAAAAAUGAAAAAUAUGAUGUAAAUAAAUAUGAUAAUAAGAGUGGCGAUAAUAAUCAAUAUGAAUACGAAAAUAAUGACAAUUAUCAAUAUGAAAACGAAAAUAAUUUUGAUGCAUGUUGUGAUGAUAAAAACAUAUAUGAACAAGAAGAUAUAGAAAUAGAUACGGAUGAAGGAGAACAAAAAGAACAAAAACAAAAACUAGAACGAGAAUUGAAAACAGAAGUAUUAUGUGAAAUUGAGGGAAGAAGUAUUAUUAACAAUAAAAUGAAAGAAAAUAUAGAUAAUAAAGAAAAAAAAGUAAAAGAUAAUAAUAAACUAUAUGAAAAAAUAUCUAACAAUCUUGAACAUAAAAAAGAAGAAAAUAAAACAAUGAAUGAUGAAAUUAUAAAUGAAAAAAAAAAAUUAAUAGAAUCAAAGGAAAUAGAACAACAUAAUAAAUUCACUAAAAAUGUAAGUAAUAUUAUGUUGAAUUGUAAUGCAAGCACAUCAUUAAAUAAAUGUGAUCAUAUAGAAAAAAAUCAGAUGACAAUAAAAAAACAGCAGGAGAAAAUAUUACAUGAAGAAAAUAAAAUAUUAGACAAUCGUGAUGAGGAAAAAGCAAAUAAAAUAAAUUGUAAAAUUAUUAAUAAAAAUACUUUUUGUGAUAUUUCAAAAAAAAUAAAUUUUUUAGAAGCAAAAAAUUCAUUAGAAUUUAUGAAUCAAUAA